AUGCCACACGGCAUUGUCCCUUUCACACUUUUACUUCAUACAAGAUCGAAGCCCAGACUCGGCAGCGCCAACGUAAGGUCGCCCCUCGACGUUAUGCCGGUCAGGCAACCAAGCUCAGAACCUCUUCUCAUAGAACUAAGAGACAUUUCUCUUCGGACAAAGUUCCUUCGGACGGACACGAUAACGGUAGGGCAGCCAACAGAUCGUGACUCUGAGGCUGUGCCCUGA
Messenger RNA from Nezara viridula (southern green stink bug), 228 nucleotides. NCBI's taxonomy places the organism in Eukaryota, Metazoa, Arthropoda, Insecta, Hemiptera, Pentatomidae. The record is from the annotation of a GenBank genome assembly.